GACGUCGUGUCGUAUGGGUUUAACGAAAAUCAACAAAGCCCAAUCAUACACCAUGCAAAUGAAAAGUAAGCCCAAGAUCAUAGCUGUCCUAAAACCCUAGGGCUAACUGAAGAAGGUGAGGCAGCCAAGCUAAGCUAAAGUUAACAGUAGAGAAAAUGAAAUUCACAGACUCACCGGUGAUAGAGCUUCCGAUCGGAGACAAACUCCUAUCUGUCCAGCAAGACAAUGGUUCCAUGCAUGUCGGAACCUCCGUUUGGCCGUGUUCUCUUAUCCUGGCGAAAUUCGCCGACCGCUGGUCCACCGCCUCCUCAAACCCCUACUCCACUCUCGUCGGCUUCCGCUCCAAGCCCUGCCGCGCUGUCGAGCUCGGCGCCGGAUGCGGAGUUGCCGGCAUGGCAUUCUACCUCCUCGGACUUACCGACAUUAUCCUCACCGACAUCGCGCCGGUGAUGCCGGCACUUAAGCAUAAUUUGAAAAGGAACAAAGAAACCCUAGGCAAGAUGUUGAAGACAUCGAUUCUUUAUUGGAAGAAUGGGGAUCAAAUAAAAGCAUUGAACCCUCCGUUUGAUGUAGUUUUAGCGACGGAUGUUGUUUAUAUUGAGGAGUCUGUUGGGGAGUUAGUUGGGGCAAUGGAAGCGCUUGUGGCAGACGACGGUGUCAUUUUGUUGGGGUAUCAGUUGAGGUCUCCGGAGGCCGAUAUCAAGUUUUGGGAAAUGUGUAGAGAGGUUUUUGAGAUCGAGAAAGUUCCACAUGAGGAUUUGCAUCCUGAUUACGCUUAUGAAGAGACCGAUGUUUACAUUUUUCGCAAGAGAAACAAGAUGAUAUAGCUAAACCUACACCCAUUUACAUUGUAAAUUUUUGUUCUUGCUAAUGGUUCAUCCUUGUGUUUUUGAAAUGGGUAAAUAAAAUUGUUGCAUUCUAUUUGUCAUUUAUUGAAGUCCUGAUCUUUUAAUGUAACAGCAGAAUAGUAUUCUGCUAAUUCCGCCAA
Molecule: messenger RNA, 988 nt
Organism: Ricinus communis (castor bean)
Lineage: Eukaryota; Viridiplantae; Streptophyta; Magnoliopsida; Malpighiales; Euphorbiaceae
Product: protein N-lysine methyltransferase METTL21A
Exons: 1
Coding region: 156-827 (223 amino acids)
Source: RefSeq, a predicted model, not a curated record